Messenger RNA from Pistacia vera, 4491 nucleotides. RefSeq names its product serine/arginine repetitive matrix protein 2-like. Gene Ontology annotation, biological process: cortical microtubule organization. NCBI's taxonomy places the organism in Eukaryota, Viridiplantae, Streptophyta, Magnoliopsida, Sapindales, Anacardiaceae. Gene Ontology annotation, cellular component: cortical microtubule. The transcript is spliced from 7 exons. The record is from RefSeq and is a predicted model, not a curated record. Bases 605 to 4219 code for a protein of 1204 amino acids.
GAAAAAAAGAAAAUCACACACAGCAGAGAGAAGAAGCCGAGAGAGCAAAGGAAGAAACGAAAGCUUGCUACGGAGGUAAGAAGCAAAUCUGAGAAACAACGAAGACGAGAACAAGAAGAAGAAGUUAAUUCUGUGGAAGCAGAGGGAAAUGCUGAGUUUCCAUUGAAAGUUUGGAACCGAUCGAUCUAUAGAGUUCUCGAUCUGUGCGCUUGACAAAGCAUUAAAUGCGUUAGAUCCAAGUGUUUGGUACGGCAUUCAUGGCGACUGUAAUUGCCAUUUAAGUUAAGCAUUUUUUGGCGCUUCAAAUUUGAGAUCUUAGUCGACUUCUCAACAAGCAUUCAGUGUUCUGUUGAAGAUAUUUUUUUUACUUCAAUUUACGGAUUUGGUUGGUAAAAUUGGAAUUAAAUUAGUUCCUUGAACUUGUGGAAGCGGUAAUUUGUGUUCAAGUUGCUGUUUUCUUGGUACAGAAGGACUUAAAUUGUUUCCUCUGUGCGCUAUAUCUGUAUGUGAAUGUGGGCUAUUGGAUUUGGCACAAGUGCUGCUUCAUGUUGGAUUGUAAGGAGAGGUUGGAGUUGUGAUUUUGGAACUAAUUUGGCUGGUGGAGAUGCCUCCUUCUCCGGCAUUGAAGUGUUCUCCUGGGAGGGAGCUGAGAGGGGAGAAUCACAAGCGUGGGCGAAGUUUUGAGAGUGGGUUGCUUUUCAAAGAGAAAGAUGACGAUCUUGCUUUGUUCAACGAAAUGCAGACCAAAGAAAAGGAGAGUUUUUUGCUUCAGUCUACAGAAGACUUUGAAGACACGUUUUCUACAAAAUUGAGACACUUUUCAGAUUUCAAGCUUGGAAUCGCAAUUCCAGGCCGAGGAGAGAGUAGUGAACUGCUUAAUGCAGAAGGGGAGAAGAAUGAUUAUGAUUGGUUGUUGACGCCUCCCGACACCCCUCUUUUUCCUUCCUUGGAUGAUGAGCCAGCACCAGUUAAUGUUGCACGGAGGGGGAGACCACGGAGUCAACCUAUUUCCAUAUCAAGAUCAUCCACUAUGGAGAAGAGUUACAGAAGCAGUAGAGGCAGUGCAAGUCCGAAUCGCUUAAGCCCAUCACCUCGUUCUGGCAAUAAUUCGUUCCAGGCAACAAGAGGGAGGCCAUCUUCAGCGCCUCAUUCCAGUCCAACUCCUGCCCAGCGACCUGCUACUCCCACACGGAGACCUUCUCCUCCCCCAAGUAAACCCUCAACACCUGCUCCUAGGUCUUCUACUCCAACUCCACGGAGGGUGAGUACAGGGUCCAGAGGUACCGUUGCUUCAUCUGGGGUGAGGGGAACUUCCCCGAUAAGGACAAGCCGAGGGAACUCUGCUUCUCCAAAAAUAAGGGCGUGGCAGUCAAAUCUUCCUGGAUUUUCCCUUGAAGCACCACCCAAUCUCCGUACUUCCUUAGCUGAUCGACCUGCUUCAUACGUGAGAGGUUCAUCACCGGCAUCCAGAAAUGGUAGGGAUUCCGCUUCAAAAUUUGGCAGGCAAUCAAUGUCUCCAACUGCUUCUAGAAGUGCCAGUUCAUCCUAUAGUCAUGAUCGGGACCGAUUUAGCUCUCACAGUAAAGGUUCAGUGGCAUCAUCUGGUGACGAUGAUAUUGACUCUCUACAAUCUGUUCCUAUGGGUAUCUCAGACAGCUCUGUUUCAAGGAGAGUUGGCUCUUUUUCAAAUAACAGAGCUCCAGCCUUUUCUAAGAAAUCCCCUAAAAUGUUGUCUGCAAGUUCUGCUCCAAAAAGAUCCUUUGAUUCCGCUCUUCGUCAAAUGGAUCAUCGAAAGAGCCCCCAGAAUAUGUUCAGACCACUCUUGUCUAGUGUCCCCAGUAGCACUUUUUAUGUUGGAAAAGGCAAUUCUGCUCAUCGCUCAUUGAUAUCUCGGAAUUCCUCUGUCACAACCAGCAGUAAUGUGAGCUCUGAUCAAGGUACAGCUGUUGCACAUGAUAAUGAAGGGAGUGAUCGCCACCAGGAUGAUAUGACUAGUGAUUAUGUGAAAGUACCGUAUCCUGAAGUUCAAGAAGAAAUCUUUGCCUUUGAUAAGGUGGAUGCAUUAGGUGAAGAAGUUGAGCGUGAAAGACAUGAUAAGUCAUCUAACGUUCAGCUUGGUGGCUUGGAUAGGGACCCUGCUAUUAAAGGUGAUCCUGAUGCCUUUGAGGAGUUCAGCUACCGUGGUAGUGAUAUGGAAACAAAUCCAACUACUAACGAUUUGUUUGUCAGGAUUGAUUCUUCUGAAGUUGGUAGUUUCGAUGAUAUAAGACUUUGUUCAACAUGCGGUCUAAGAUAUUGUGUCACUGAACCAGUGGAAGGAGACAUUUAUCUUUGUCCAGAUUGCAGAAAGCAAAGUGAUCUUGUGGCUGUCAGCAACCAUGAGCCAACUAUAUUAGGUGCUAAGAAUUUCUCGGAGUUGUCUAAGAAUAUAUCUGAUGAGAAUAAAUCGUCUGAGGAAUUAAAGCCUCCAUUUGCUGUACCUGAACUGUCAUCACAAGUUUUUGAUUUGGUUGAACCAAAGGUUUCUGAGCAUGGAGAGAAUGCUGAGCAAAGCCAGACUUCCUGUUCUGAGCAAAGCCAGAAAUACUCACGAGAAAAUUCUCUUGCAAGGUCUCCUGUGGAGGGAGGUGAACAAAAGCUUAAUUACCUGCAAGAGAUUGACCUACCUACCGUUGGCCAUGAUCUACCUGGUGAGGACAAUGGAGGUCAGCAGUUGCAGCUCUCAAGAGACUAUUUAGAUAGGAAGGUUGACUUUUCGGAAGGUGCUGGCAUUUCCUUACUGCUGAAGAGGUCAAGUAGUAGCAAGGGGCCUGUUGUUCAAGGCAGGACUUUCACUGCCUCUACCAUACCUUAUGAAGAUCUGUCUUACACAAGGGAUAGUGCAAACAGUUUUAGAAGUUCCGUAGGACAUGGAAGUGCAAACAGUUUUAGAAGUUCCAUAGGACAUGGAAGUGCAAACAGUUUUAGAAGUUCCAUAGGACAUGGAAGUGCAUCUGCAUCAUCCUCAGUCGAUUUCAGCUCAUCAAGACAAACAGAGUUUCGUGUACAACGGCAGUUGAGUGGCAGGAAAUCUGACAUGGAGAAUCACAGAUAUGAUGUAAAUACAAAACCUCAAAGCAUUGGGUCAUCUUUAUCUGGGAGUUCAAACCAUACUUAUCAGGCUUUUGGUCUUCCAAGAAGCACGAAAGAGGUUUCAGUGAGCGAUAUGAAAUACGAAGAUGUAGAAGGGUCACCUGUCACUUCUCAAUCUGAACUGCUAACUUCAGAAAAUAAAGAAGCACGUGUCGCUAAUACUUCAGUUCCCGAGGAAGGUAAUUUGGGACGUAAUGAAAGUAGUCGAACAAUGGAUGCUUCUACCUCAGAAUUGUCAAGCCAUAUGGCUAGCAUUCAGUCUGAGCAAAAUUCAGUAGCAUCCUUUCGAAAUUAUGGAGAACAUGUAUCAUAUGAAAAUGGAGAAGACAUUCCAAAUCAUACGAGGAGUGUCUCUGAUGUAGAAGCAUCAGUUAGUACUCCAGAGUCUUCUGAUGAGGAAGAACAUACCAUGCUGAAUUCUGGCCAUGAUGCAGUGGAUAUAGCAGAAGCUUCUGCUCAAAUCUCCUUGACUACAAUAACAGAAAUAGAAAUUGAGAAAAAAUUUCGAAGUUCCCAUAGUUCACAGAGCGGAGUUGUCUCUCCCAGGUCAAUAAGCAUCAUGAAUGAAUUUCAGGAACCUUCUGUUCAUCCACCUUCAGAUAAUGAUAUAUCAGCUGUUCCAGAGCCCAGCCCCUCAGAUAAUGCACAUGGCAUUUUAGAGGAUUCAACUGUUCUGGUAGAGUCUCGGGGAGGAAGUAAGGCAAGAAGCCUGACACUAGAAGAAGCAACAGAUGCAAUACUUUUCUGCAGCUCCAUAGUCCAUGAUAUGGCCUAUGAGGCUGUAACCAUAGCAAUGGAGAAGGAAAGUUCAGUGCCAGUGGAAGGUUCCAGGCCAACAGUAACAAUAUUGGGAAAAUCUAGUUCUGAUAGAAAGAACCAACGAGGCAGGACUGUUGGUAAACACACUUCAAAAUCCCAAAAAGCAAGGCAGAGGCGGGUAGAAACAAACACAAAACCCCCCUCAAGUGAGACUGAAAACGAUGAGAAUGCGGAUGAAUCUAUGAUUCGCAAUGUUGGGCUUCCUAAUAAGGUGGAUUGUAUGAAGCCUCCAAAGCUGGAAUCCAAGUGCAAUUGCACAAUAAUGUGAAAGUCUUUCAUUCAAACCAUGCAUCACGGUGUGUGUCCCUCCAGUCUUAUAUAUAUAAUAUAUAUCUAUUUAUAUAUUUGGGGAGGGGAUGCUGAAAUGAAGAAAUGGUUGUAAUUUUAUUGGUUUUGUGUUUGAAGGGCUGUUUGGAUAAUUGGCAAUUGGUUUUUUGUUGGUUCAAAAUUUAUUUGUAAAAAAAACACCACUUGUUGGUGGCAUAAUUGUAAAGUUGUAUUGUCAAUGUCAUUAGGCUGAUGAUAUUAGUGAGAGGCAUU